CGUCCUGCUGGGCUGUUUCUCUUGCAGGAAUCACAGAUCUGUGCCCAGCAGCCGGUGCAGAGUGAGCUGGUGCAGAGGUGUCAGCAGCUGCAGUCCCGUUUAUCCACGCUGAAAAUCGAAAAUGAAGAGGUGAAGAAAACRAUGGAGGCCACGCUGCAGACGAUCCAGGACAUUGUCACCAUCGAGGAUUUUGAUGUUUCUGACUGCUUCCAGUACAGCAACUCCAUGGAGUCGGUGAAAUCCACAGUGUCGGAAACGUUCAUGAGCAAACCCAGCAUCGCCAAGAGACGGGCGAACCAGCAGGAGACAGAGCAGUUCUACUUCACAAAAAUGAAGGAAUACCUGGAAGGCAGGAACCUGAUCACGAAGCUGCAGGCCAAGCAUGACCUCCUGCAGAAAACCCUGGGAGAAAGUGAGUCCCCAGCAGUGGAUGAGGAUGAUUCCUCCCAAGCCAUUCCCCUGGUGGUGGAGAGCUGCAUCCGCUUCAUCAGCAGGCACGUGUUNCUGGAAUUCCUCUUUGGGCAGGAUUCCUCCCAAGCCAUUCCCCUGGUGGUGGAGAGCUGCAUCCGCUUCAUCAGCAGGCACGGUUUGCAACACGAGGGGAUCUUCAGAGUKUCUGGGUCCCAGGUUGAGGUGAACGACAUCAAAAACGCAUUUGAGAGAGGGGAGGAUCCCCUGGCUGGGGACCAGAAUGACCACGACAUGGAUUCCAUAGCAGGAGUCCUCAAGCUCUAUUUCCGAGGUCUGGAGCACCCCCUCUUCCCCAAGGACAUCUUCCAUGACCUGAUGGCCUGUGUCACCAUGGAGAACCUGCAGGAGCGGGCGCUGCACGUGCGGAAGGUGCUGCUCAACCUGCCCAAGGCCACCCUGAUUGUCAUGAGAUACCUCUUUGCUUUCCUCAACCAUUUAUCUCAGUUCAGUGAAGAGAACAUGAUGGACCCCUACAAUUUGGCCAUCUGCUUYGGKCCCACGCUCAUGUCCGUGCCCGAGGGCCACGACCAGGUGUCCUGCCAGGCUCAUGUCAACGAAUUGAUCAAAACCAUCAUCAUCCAGCACGAGAACAUCUUCCCAGGCCCCAGGGAGCUGGAGGGCCCAGUCUACAGCAGAGGUGGAAGCACAGAGGAUUACUGUGAAAGCCCUCACGGGGAGAGAGCCCUGGCAGAGGAUUCAGCACAGGACGUGACGGCUGAGCACCACACCAGUGAUGAUGAGUGUGAGCCCAUUGAAGCCAUUGCCAAAUUUGACUACGUGGGCAGGACUGCCCGGGAGCUGUCCUUCAAGAAAGGAGCGUCCCUGCUGCUCUACCAGCGCGCCUCGGACGAUUGGUGGGAGGGACGGCACAACGGCAUCGAUGGCCUCAUCCCACACCAGUACAUCGUGGUGCAGGACACUGAGGAUGGGAUGUCAGAGAGGUCCAGCCCGAAAUCAGAGAUAGAAAUCAACUCGGAGCCACCAGAGGAGAAGGUGACRGCCAGAGCUGGCGCCAGCUGCCCGAGCGGGGGCCACGUCGCCGACAUUUACCUUGCAAACAUCAACAAGCAAAGAAAGAAACCAGAGUCAGGCAGCAUCAGAAGAGCCUUCCGUCAAAGUGACAGCCACGGCCUAGGUAGUGCCCUGGCAGAACCCGCCUCCCCCGGGGCCAUAGCCGCUUCCAGACCCUCAUCUCAGCCCAUUUUGAGCCAAAGUCUUCCCAAGGAGGUCCCAGACAAAUGCUCCAUCAGUGGCCACGGCAGCCUGAACUCCAUCAGCCGGCACUCRUCGCUCAAGAGCAGGAUGGAGAGCCCGCAGCUGCGCAAGGCGGUCACCGCCGGCCGCUCCAAGAGCUUCAACAACCACCGGCCCAUGGACCCCGAGGUCAUUGCACAGGACAUCGAGGCCACCAUGAACUCGGCKCUGAACGAGCUGCGGGAGCUGGAGCGGCAGAGCAGCGUCAAACACGCGCCCGACGUCGUCCUGGACACGCUGGAGCCGCUGAAAACGUCCCCGGUGGUGGCCCCAACAUCAGAACCCUCCAGCCCCCUGCACGCCCAGCUGCUCAAAGACUCGGAGCCGCCCUUCCAGCGCAGCGCCAGCACGGCCGGAGACAUCCCCUGCACCUUCCGGCCGGUCAAGGCGGUCAAGGUGGUGGCCACGCCGGGGAAGCCGCCGGCCACGCGGCCCAAACCGGCCGUGUUCCCCAAAAGUAGUGCCACCAGCCCUGGUGUGGCCUCCUCAGCRCCCCAGCAACCCCCUGAUAAAUCCUGUACUGUGUGACAGCUCCCUGCUGCUCUGCGGGGCUGCUCCUGCUGUUCCAMACUCUGUCACAGACACCCCAAAUUCCUGCUUGGACGGAUUCUGGGCUGGGAACUGCUUGUUGCUCCCACAGCCACGCUGGGGAACCCCACAAUCCUCGAUCCACUGUGAAGCUGAGCGGGAAAGGCACCAAGGGACCGGGUGGAUUUCGAGCGUUCAGAACAUUUGGUGGCCGUCCUGGUUUUGGAUCCUGGUGUAGUGACUUCUGUAUUCUGUGUUUUCAUUUAUCACAGGGAAACAACAAUAGGAUAGAUUUUAGUCUGCUGCAUGUUUUGGUGCCACCGGUUACGUGGAGCUUGGACAUGCCUGUUUCUUGUGCAUUAUUAUUAUUAUUAUUAUUAUAAUUAUUAUAAUUAUUAUUAUUAUUCCGUCGCCCGCUGGUGCCACGGUGGUUAAGGGUCUGUCUCGACUUCCAUCACAUCCUCUGGUUUUGUUUGUUUGCUGCCCAUUCCUCCCCCACCCCAGGGCCAGAGUUGCCUCAUGCUUUUCGUUGUCAUGGAAAAAAAAAUAGUUUCCUCUGGAACGCUCUUAGAUUUUGUGGAGUUCRACGUAAUGUGUGUCUGUGCAAAUAUAAACAAACACGUUCCUGAGGUCUGCGAGCACAAGAAGGAGCCCAGUUGUUGCUCAUGGACAAUCUUCACCGCUUUCCCCCUUUGCUGUCCCCUAUUUAAAAGCAGCUUUAUUGCUCCCAGUGUCAUUUCCAGCCCGUGGGCUCUGCUGUGGUGUUUGCUCUCGGGAGACUGAAUGUUAAAAAAAAGAAAACAAAACCAAGCUAAUUCCACAAAUCAGCAUCCUCUGGUGGGAUUCCAUUCCCAACACGCACACUCCUGCCCUGCCCACCCUCGGGAUGGACCCUGACCUAAUCCCAGCACUAAGCACUGUCAAAACUUUGCUCAGGAGUUGUGGAGCUCCUGCCCAGUGAGCUCUGGGGAUCUCUGCUCUCAUAGAGCAGGGCAGGGAGCUGCUGGGGACAGCGAGGGGACAGCRUGUGGCUSCUGGAGUGG
Messenger RNA from Malurus melanocephalus (red-backed fairy wren), 3296 nucleotides. RefSeq names its product SLIT-ROBO Rho GTPase activating protein 2 (gene SRGAP2). Gene Ontology annotation, biological process: signal transduction; negative regulation of cell migration. Gene Ontology annotation, cellular component: cytoplasm. The record is from RefSeq and is a predicted model, not a curated record. The annotation marks the transcript as partial. Gene Ontology annotation, molecular function: protein binding. Lineage: Eukaryota; Metazoa; Chordata; Aves; Passeriformes; Maluridae. The transcript is spliced from 14 exons.